This is a messenger RNA of Daktulosphaira vitifoliae (grape phylloxera), 1216 nucleotides long. Its product is annotated as alpha-tocopherol transfer protein-like. Gene Ontology annotation, molecular function: phosphatidylinositol bisphosphate binding. NCBI's taxonomy places the organism in Eukaryota, Metazoa, Arthropoda, Insecta, Hemiptera, Phylloxeridae. The coding region runs from base 111 to 1004 and encodes 297 amino acids. The transcript is spliced from 6 exons. The record is from RefSeq and is a predicted model, not a curated record. Gene Ontology annotation, cellular component: membrane.
AUACGUACUAAGUUCUAUAAUAGUAUUCUAAAACAUAAAUAACGCUGAAAACGUUGGACGCAUUUAACAAAAAAAAAAAAAAGAGACGUACAUUAUUUCAAAUUAUAAUAAUGAUUUUUUUCAAAAAAGAAGAAGAAUUUAAAAAAAAUCCUGAACUAAAAGACGAAGAUUUAAACCAUCUCAAAGAAUGGCUGUCUAAACAACCUCAUCUUCCUCAUGUUAAUGAUGAACAGCUUAUAUUAUUUUUGCAUAGUUGUUUUUAUCGAUUGGAAUCAACUAAAGCAACAAUAGAAUCGUAUUUUACCUUACGGACACAUUCACCUGAAUUAUUUACAAAGAGAGACAGUGAUCUAAAAAAUGUUUCAGAUGCUUUUUCAAUUAUAAAUUUUUGUUUAUUAUCUGAAUCAACGCCAGAAGGAGAUAGAGUUGUUCUAAUACAAGGAAAAGAAUUAGAUCCAGAAUGUUUUGUAUUGCCAGAUUUUAUAAAGGCGCUAAGUAUGGUUUUGGAUAUGUUACUAAUGACUUCAGGAACUUUCAAUGGGCUUAUCAUAGUGUAUGAUAUGAAAGGUUUUACUCUUGGUCAUAUUGGUCGAAUGGGAAUUGGAAUGAUGAAAAAAUACAUUUUUUACUUACAGGAAGGUUUACAAGCCCGUUUGAAAGCUAUUCAUGUUAUUAAUACAGUUCCGAUUAUCGAUAUCAUAAACAACAUGAUAAAACCUUUUAUGAAGAAGGAAUUGGCGGAAAAGCAAUUCUAUCAUGUUGUUGGGUCAGAGGAUAUUUUUAAAUACAUACCAAGAAACAUAAUGCCAUCGGAUGUUGGAGGUACAGGAAAGUCUAUUGCCAUCAUAAGUGAUGAAACUUUUACAAAAGUAAAGGAAAUGAAAAGUUGGUUCAUUGAGGAAGAAAAAUUUAGAGUAAAUGAACAAAAAAGACCAGGUAAACCAAAAACUGAAAGUGAUUACUUUGGAAUGGACGGUUCAUUCAAAACUCUUAGUAUAGAUUAAAGUUAUUCAUCCAAAUUCUCCAGAGGAUUUUCCAAAACUGACAAUGAAUACAUAAAUUAAUGGUUUUCAGGGAAAUGUUGAGGUUUUCAUAUUUUUUUAACCAACACUUAUUAUUUGUUUUUAAAUGUUUUUGUUGUACUUAAUUGUUGAAUAACAUGCACUUUUUAACCAAAUUGAUGAUAAAUAAAAAGUGUCUUUGUUGUUGUUUUUAA